AUGUCUGCUCUCUGUGCCCAGAACCGAGCAGGCCUCCAUUCACCUUUCUUCUCAGAGAACAUCAUGGCAAGUAUGGCUGCAGUUCUGACCUGGGCUCUGGCCCUCCUCUCAGUGCUUUCAAUCACCCAGGCACGGAAAGGCUUCUGGGACUACUUCAGCCAGAGCAGCACGGACAAAGGCAGGGUGGAGCAGAUCCAGCAGCAGAAGCUGGCACGGGAGCCCACGAGCCUGAAAGACAGACUUGAGCCAGACAUCAGCAAUAUGAACAACUUCCUGGAAAAGCUGGGCCCUUUGAAUGGGCAGGGGAGGGAGCCUCCCGGGCUCCCACACGACCCGGUGGGCAUGCGGCAGCAGCUGCAGGAGGAGCUGGAGGAAGUGAGGGAGCGUCUGGAGCCCUACAUGGCCGAGGUGCACGAGCGCGUGGGCUGGAACCUGGAGGGGUUGCGGCGGCAGCUGCAGCCCUACACGGUGGAGCUGAUGGAGCAGGUGGCCCUGCGCGUGCAGGAGCUGCAGGAGCAGCUGCGCGUGGUCGGAGAGGGCACCAAGGCCCAGCUGCUGGGGGGCGUGGAAGAGGCGCGGAGCCUGCUGCAGGAGCUGCAGGACCACGUGGCAAACCACACUGGCCGCGUGAAGGAGCUCUUCCACCCGUACGCGGAGCGCCUGGUGACCGGCAUCGGGCACCACGUGCAGGAGCUGCACCGCAGCGUGGCGCCGCACGCGGCCGCCAGCCCGGCGCGCCUCAGCCGCUGCGUGCAGGUGCUCUCGCGCAAGCUCACGCUCAAGGCCAAGGCCCUGCACACGCGCAUCCAGCAGAACCUCGACCAGCUGCGUGAAGAGCUCAGCGCCUUUGCUGGCGCAGGUGCUCACGGUGCAGAGGAAGAGGCCCAGCCGGACCCACAGGUGCUGUCUCAGGAGGUGCGCCAACGACUCCAGGCUUUCCGCCACGACACCUUCCUGCAGAUUGCCGCCUUCACCCGUGCCAUUGACCAAGAGACCAAGCAGAUCCAGCAGCAGCUGGCGCCACCUCCGCCAGGCCACAGCGCCUUCGCUCCAGAAUUCCUACAAGGGGACCGAGGCAAGGCCCGGAGCGAGCUGCAGGCCCGCCUCGACGACCUGUGGGAAGACAUCAACUACAGCCUUCGUGACCAUAGUCCUGGCCAUCUGGGGGAGCCCUGA
Molecule: messenger RNA, 1176 nt
Organism: Lagenorhynchus albirostris (white-beaked dolphin)
Lineage: Eukaryota; Metazoa; Chordata; Mammalia; Artiodactyla; Delphinidae
Gene: APOA5
Product: apolipoprotein A5
Exons: 4
Coding region: 1-1176 (391 amino acids)
Biological process (GO): lipoprotein metabolic process; reverse cholesterol transport; cholesterol efflux
Cellular component (GO): extracellular region; high-density lipoprotein particle; chylomicron
Molecular function (GO): cholesterol binding; phospholipid binding; phosphatidylcholine-sterol O-acyltransferase activator activity
Source: RefSeq, a predicted model, not a curated record